Polistes dominula (European paper wasp) is the source of this 2312-nucleotide messenger RNA. RefSeq lists its product as uncharacterized. Lineage: Eukaryota; Metazoa; Arthropoda; Insecta; Hymenoptera; Vespidae. The record is from RefSeq and is a predicted model, not a curated record.
UUUGUACAUAAAAGUUUUAUAAAUCGUAAAUAUAAAUUUUUUCACAGUUUAUUUAAUUAUUUCCCAGUGAACACAAUUACAUCAAAAUGAUGUCAAAAUGAUUUUGCGCUAUGUCAGGAUUUACGUAAGAUAUAAGUCAGAUAUGAGUCACAUGUGACUCAUUAUUUCACACUUAUUGACGUAAGACUUUUACGAAAUAAAUAUGACGUUAAGCUGACUUGACGAAACAAAAGAAAAAAAAGUAAUGAUUGUUAUACAUAUGUCUAGUUGUCGAAUUUCUUACUCGUAUAUGACGUAUAAUUUUUUUUUUCCCCCCCGGGAUUUGAACUCGGGAACAUACGAUAACUGGAUGGACAUUACUAAUGGAUGGUGAUUUGCCUCACUUUUUUUUUUAUUUUUUUUAUUUUUUUAAAAAAAAGUUUAUUUGCUUUAUUAAAAAUACAUUCUUAUUUACAGGUGUAACACUUAUAACUAGGCAGCAAACAAUACUUAAAAACCGGCCUUUAAUAUCACAUGUUUUCAGUUCUUAAUGUUUGUCUCCACGUUUGGAGCUACUUACAUUGAUGCUAUCUCUAUCUGUACUAAUAUUGCAGAAUUUUAUCAAGUGAGUUUAGUUUACCAAUAAUUGGAUCGUUGGGAUCAACCACCUGAUCGCCAAUCUUAACCCAUUCUUUGCUUCUUAGCAGUCUGUUAAUCUUAGGGAAGAAGGUAGACGCAUCUCGAUGGUUUAUCUGUUUUAGCUGCCCUUCGUAAUAGCUGGCCGUCGCCCUAUCAAAUUCUUUUCUUAAUUGCUCUUUAAUGCAUUUUAUGAUUACUUUGGUUAUUAUUAUUUCGCUUCUCCAUCUGUUUGGGUUGUUCCUUUGCAUUUUGUGAAGUGUUUGGAUGUACCUUGUUUUGUUCUUCUGCAGUUUUUUUAUUUUGGUAUUGAGGUAUUUGUGUAUAUUGUUAUGAGGCUUGAAUUUUGGUACUGUUUGUUCAAUGGUUGUCAGUAUUGCGUCGUUUAAGUCAGUAAUGCUAUUAUCUAUUUCGUCUAUGUCUAGGUUUCUGUUGUCUGGGAUUUUGCUGCGAACGCGUAUCUACAGUGCAUAGCAUGUCAGAGAGAUUCAUCGACAUACAAGAACUGAACCUAACCACAUUGAAGUACCCAGCAACAGAUUCAACCAUCUACAUAUUGACAUAAUAUUCCUGCCAAACGUUCGAGGAUACCAAUACUGCCUCACAAUGAUUGACAGAUUUUCAAGAUGGCCAGCUGCGGUACCGAUAAAAGACAUGUCAGCGGACACAGUCGCAACAGCAUUAUUCAACGAGUGGAUAUCCCACUACGGAACUCCAAUCACCAUAACGUCGGAUCAAGGCACACAAUUCGAAUCAGCUCUUUUCCAAUCUCUCGUCUAUCUCGUAGGUGCCAAGAAAACAAGAACGACUCCUUUUCAUCCUCAAUCAAACGGCAUCGUCGAGCGCAUGCAUAGAACCUUAAAAGCCGCUUUAAUGUGCUCUCCAAAACCUUGGCUCGACAUCUUACCCGUGGUACUACUCGGACUUCGAACUUCAUUCAAGGAGGAUAUCCAAGCCACUCCGGCAGAAAUGUUAUACAGAACAUGCUUAAGAGUACCCGGAGAAUUUUUCAUUUCGACCGAUCAACCUCUCGACUCACAGAUCUUCGUGGAAAAGCAUCGAGAAUACAUGCGGGCAUACGACCAACGCCUACCGCACACCACUCCAAAGCAAAAGUAUUCAUACUCAAGGAUCUAAACACCUGCACGCAUGUGUGGUUACGCUGUGACCACGUAAAGGCACCGUUAGAAGUGCCUUAUCAAGGUCCAUACAAGGUGAUCGACAGAAUCUCCGAUAAACUCUACAAAAUACUAGUAGAAGGUGAAGAAAAAAACGUCUCAAUCGAAAGACUGAAGCCUUGCUACAUUAACAAGACUGAUCUCGACAACGUCGAAGACCAACAAUUAGUACCUGAGAAGAUGAAACCACAUCAUUGGGGAUCUUUAAUGGAUAUACCAAAGAAAACGUACAAACGCACCAUGACUUUUAAGCUUCCCGCGCAAAGUCACUUGGGGGGGAGUAGUUGUAGCGGACGCGUAUCUACAGUUACGCCUCUACAGACCGCUUAUACAACUAUACCUCAAAUGAUAAAACAGACCAACAACACAUAAAACAAAGAGAACAAUAAAGAAUGGCAUUAUACACGCUACACGACACACAACGCAUUGCAUCCACCACGUGUUCCUAAAACCUAUUUCAACUAGUUGUUAUACCUAUUUUGAUACCGUUUUAUUAAUAAAGUUUUCUAUACACGUUAA